Saxophila tyrrhenica is the source of this 2019-nucleotide messenger RNA. RefSeq names its product serine/threonine-protein kinase dbf2 (gene DBF2). The record is from RefSeq and is a predicted model, not a curated record. Gene Ontology annotation, molecular function: protein serine/threonine kinase activity; ATP binding. NCBI's taxonomy places the organism in Eukaryota, Fungi, Ascomycota, Dothideomycetes, Mycosphaerellales, Extremaceae. Bases 1 to 2019 code for a protein of 672 amino acids. Gene Ontology annotation, biological process: intracellular signal transduction; peptidyl-serine phosphorylation. Gene Ontology annotation, cellular component: spindle pole body. The transcript is spliced from 2 exons.
AUGGCGCCGGGCACGCCAAAGCACGAGAUGACCAUGCCUGUCCUCCCACCCCUCCUCCACACCCGCUCCGCCAACAACACCAACGAGCAGCAGCAGCCUGGCACACCCAAUGGAGAUUACGAUGCUUUCAUCUCGCCUGUUCAGACGCCUAGCGGCAGCCCGAGCAAGAAUAGGAACCCGCCUGGUGCCUUCGACCUGCCCGAUGUCUUCUCCAACGCCAUGAAGCUCAUGCCCACUGUCGGCCAACCCAACAACAGCACCAAGCCUCUGCAGACGAAGGGACAAGGCUCCGUGUCACCUAACAGGUACGAGCAAGAUCCAUUCGGCGGAGCGGAUGCGAAAGCUGGCGCGCCGGGCAGCCCACAGCGCAAGCAAGGCAAAGAGAACACCCCGCCCACCUUCCGCCCUCCGCUACAGCAGGAGAAGAGCUACCUCACGCAGGCUGCUGCUAGCAGACAGGAGCCCUACCGACCGCGUGAGGACCACUCGCCGACGCGGCAGCAGGCGUUCGGCGGACGUUUGACGCCCGAGGAGCUGGAGAAGUUGCAGAAGCCGAAUGUCAGAAGGCUGGCGAACGUGACACAAUUGUACUUCCUCGACUACUAUUACGACUUGCUUUCCUACACGCACAACAGACAAACGCGUCUGCAAGCUUUCCAAGCCCACAACCCUGCACCGACCGCGUCGUCGCCAGCGGCAGAAGUCGACAAUUACAACCAGCUAUGGACGCAGUAUCUUGGCCACGAGCGCGCGAAUCUCCGGAAGAGACGGACACGCAUGAAGCAUGGCGACUUCCAAGUCCUCACUCAGAUUGGCCAAGGUGGUUACGGGCAGGUGUAUCUGGCUUCCAAGAAAGACACGCGUGAGAUCUGCGCGCUCAAGAUCAUGAGCAAGAAGCUGCUCUACAAGCUGGACGAGGUCCGCCACGUCCUCACGGAGCGCGACAUUCUCACGACCGCUAAGAGCGAAUGGCUUGUCCGUCUCCUCUACGCCUUCCAGGAUGACAGCAGCAUCUACCUCGCCAUGGAGUACGUGCCGGGCGGAGACUUCAGAACCCUGCUCAACAACACGGGCGUCCUGCACAACCGCCACGCUCGCUUCUACAUCUCCGAGAUGUUCUUGUGCGUAGAUGCGUUGCAUUCACUCGGCUACAUUCAUCGCGACCUCAAGCCCGAAAACUUCCUUAUCGACGGAACCGGCCACGUCAAGCUCACCGACUUCGGUCUCGCGGCUGGCUUCCUCGCCCCAGCGAAGAUCGAAAGCAUGCGCAUCAAGCUCGAAGAAGUGGGCAACAUUCCCUCCUCCGCCAUCCCCUUCGGUCGGCCAAUGGAAGAGCGUUCGCUUAAGGAGCGACGUGAAGGCUACCGCAGUCUGCGUGAACGCGAUGUCAACUACGCCAAGUCAAUCGUCGGCAGCCCAGACUACAUGGCUCCGGAAGUGCUCAAGGGCGAAGAGUACGACUUCACCGUCGACUACUGGUCCCUCGGCUGCAUGCUGUUCGAGGCGCUGGCCGGGUACCCGCCUUUCGCCGGUGCGACUGUGGACGAGACGUGGCAGAACCUGAAGCGCUGGCAGCAUGUCCUGCGCAAGCCCGAGUACGAGGAUCCAAACUACUUCCUCUCUCGCCGUACCUGGGACCUGAUUACGCGCCUCAUCACGACCAAGGGCCACCGUCUGCGCGGUAUCAAGGCAGUGCAGUCGCACGACUACUUCCGCGAGGUGGCGUGGGAGCGGCUCAGGCAGGAGCGGGCGCCUUUCGUGCCGGAGCUGGACAGCGAUACCGAUGCCGGCUACUUUGACGAUUUUGGGAACGAGAAGGACAUGGCGAAGUACAAGGAGGUGUUGGAGAAGCAGGAGGCGCUUGAGCGGAUGGCGGACCGUGGUGGGGAGAUGGGGAGGAGUUUGUUUGUUGGGUUUACGUUCAAGCAUCGCAAGCCGACGACGGACGACAACGGGCAGCCGACCAGCCCGAGGAAGGGUUUGUCGGCCGUUGAUGAGAAUUUUGGCACGAUCUUUUAG